This is a messenger RNA of Carassius auratus (goldfish), 4509 nucleotides long. It is a transcript of the gene tmf1, whose product is annotated as TATA element modulatory factor 1. The record is from RefSeq and is a predicted model, not a curated record. The transcript is spliced from 17 exons. NCBI's taxonomy places the organism in Eukaryota, Metazoa, Chordata, Actinopteri, Cypriniformes, Cyprinidae. The coding region runs from base 395 to 3799 and encodes 1134 amino acids. Gene Ontology annotation, cellular component: endoplasmic reticulum; Golgi apparatus.
GGUUGAUACAGCUUUGUUGAUGCUACGUGGAUGGGAAGUAGUUCUCGCGCUGUGCCGGAGGAAACCUAAACAAACAAUGCGUAGAAGUCCAGUUUAGAAACCGAGUAACGCGAAGGCAAAUAAAAUGUCGCCCAGUACGUCGUCUAUUUAUUUAUAUCAUCGAAUUUCAUUUUAGCCUUGGAUUAUGACAACUGCCAGCAAAUUGUCAGUUGUUUUGCGAGCAGAAUUAGCCACCAAGCUAAUGUGGACAACGGCCUAACAUAACAAACACAACCCACUUGCUUCGGCUUUUAGUGUGGAAUAAACCUGCUCUUAUUUGGGAUGCUUUUGGUAUUGUUGGGUUUUAUGUAGACGUUCACUGAGCUGUCACGCAACCAGCUGGAAGUCAAGCAAUAUGAGUUGGUUCAACGCGUCACAUCUGUCGAGUUUUGCUAAACAAGCGCUGACAACUGCUCAGAAAUCCAUCGACAGAGUUCUGGACAUCAAAGAAGAGGACCAGUGGGGGGACUCGACCGUACAGACCUGUACUGAUCCACCAGGCAAGCCAGUGUCAACAGGAUGGGGUAUGAACCAGUGGAACUCGCCCUCUGAGGAACAUACCAAAUCUGUCCCUCCAUCAUCCGAGGCCAUUACUAAGCCUGUCACACGGACAGUGGUUGACGAAUCUGAGGAUUUCUUCAGUGCCUUUCUGCCCCAUGGAGAAAUACAAUCUGUAAGCAACACUAAAGUGGUGUCUGUGCCACCGGCCAAGUCGAACCGCAGACUACGGGAAAAAGCAGACAAGGAGAAAGAGCUGGAAGUCAGUGAUGCGCAGGGUCAGACAGAACUCAGUAAACGCAGCAGCCUGGAAACUAUUGAGAUAAAGCCAGAUGAGACAGAGCUUCUGGAGCAAAAUUCAUUCUCGGCAGAUGAGCAGUCACAACCAGAACUGGUUGUUCCUGUUGUGUCUGUUGCACCAGAGCAAGCUGCUGAACACGAGAUCGGCAAAGACCAGACUGAGACUGAUGGAUUAGUUUUACCUUCAGAUGUCACACUCACAAAUGUACCUCUAUCAUCUUCUGAGGUUGAAUCUGCUGGAGUGUUUGAAGCAGUUUUGACCACCGAGACCAAAAAUUCAGUGAAAACCUUGCCUGUCCCUCCUAAAGAAAUCAUCUUAGAAUCCAAAGACGCUAAAUCAGAGGACAGACAAAGUAACACCCCGUCUCCCCCUGUUAGUGCCUUCUCUUCUGGUACUUCCACUACCAGCGACAUAGAGGUUUUGGACCAUGAGAGCGUGCUAAGCGAGAGCUCGGCCAGCUCCAGACAGGAGACUGCAGAGGCUAAAGCUGGACUCCACCUAAUGCAGGGCUCUUUCCAACUGCUCUCUGCUUCAACGUGUGCCGACUUCCCUCGUUUGGAUGAAUACCCAAAACUCACUGAAAGCAGCGGCUCAUCGUCUGAUGCCUUUGAGCGGAUAGACUCGUUUAGCAUGCAGUCGUUGGACAGCCGUAGUGUCAGCGAAGUGAAUUCUGAUGAUGAGAUCCCGGGCAACCACACCUUAGCUUCCAUCACGGCUGGAGAUUUGCCCCCUCCUGCUCAGACAGCACCACAGACCAGUCAGAAUGAAGAGGAGGUUAUGACAGAGUCAGUAAAUGACCAGUUUCUGGAUGAUAAUGAGAUGGAGGAAAGUGGCCGCAGUGCAACGCCAGUGAACUGUGAGCAGACAGAUGAGCUGCAGGACCAGGGACCCGAAACUGACCUCACAUUGACUAGCCAAAAAUCUGAUAUGAAUGAAACUGUAAUAUCACAGAGUACUGAGGAGAAACAAGGAGAUUCACCCUGUCAGAUUUCUGAGCUCCAAAAGAUUAUCGAGGAGCUCUCUAGUCGACUGGAGAAGAGAGAAUCACAGUUGCUUGUGGUCAGUAAAGACAAGGCCAGACUAGAGGAGGAGUGUGACAAUCUCAAAGAUGAGAUGAUCAGCUUGAAGGAAGAAAGUUUUACUGUACACUCUUUAAAAGAUGAGUUCACUCAGCGUAUAGCUGAAGCUGAGAGGAAAGCUCAAUUUGCCUGCAAGGAAAGAGACAUCGCCAAAAAGGAAAUUAAGGGCCUUAGAGAAGAGCUGGCGAGCAGAUUGAAUUCAAAUGAGACUUUGGAACUGAUAAGAGAGAAGGAGGAACAGAUCCGAGAGCUGCUUGAAGAAGGUGAGAAACUGUCCAAGCAGCAGUUGCAGCACUCCAACAUCAUAAAGAAACUGCGUGUGAAAGAGAGAGAGAGUGAUGCACAGAUCACCAAACAGACCAAAAAACUGAAGGAACAGGAAGAAGAGCUGAAACACUUGCAGCAGGUUUUGGAUGGUAAGGAGGAAGUAGAAAAGCAACACAGAGAGAACAUCAAGAAGCUGAAUGCUGUGGUAGAGCGUCAGGAGAAAGAAUUGAGUAAACUGCAGACCAGCAGCGAGGAGCUUCAGGAAAACAACCGCAGUUUGCAAGCAGCCCUCGACAGCUCCUACAAAGAGCUUGCGGAGCUGCAUAAGGUCAACGCCACCAAGGAUAGUGAAGCCCAGGAGCUAGCUCUGAGCAGAGAGGUACAGGCGAAGGAAGAGCUGAGCCUGGCUUUGGAGAAAGCCCAAGAAGAGUCCCGCUUGCAACAAGAGGCACUGGCUCAUCAGGUGGCAGAUCUGAGGCUGGCUUUACAGAGAGCUGAGCAGCAGCAGGCCAAGAAGGAAGAUUACCUGAGGGAGGAGAUCAGUGAGUUACAGCAGAGGUUACAAGAAGCGGAGACCAGAAACCAGGAACUAAGUCAAAGUGUCACAUCUGCAACACGGCCUCUCCUUCGACAGAUAGAGAACCUCCAGGCAACGCUUGGGGCCCAGACAGCAUCAUGGGAAAAACUAGAGAAGAACAUCUCUGACCGCUUAGCUGAUGCCCAAGCCCAGCUGGCUGUUUCCGUAGAGAAAGAGCGUUCGGCUACAGAGGAGCUGCUAGCCAUCCGAGCACAGAUAUCAUCUUUAGAGUCUCAGGCUUCUCUGUUGAGGCAAGAGAAGGGACGUCUGCAGGGGCAGCUGGAUGCAGAGAGGACGAGACGGGAAAAAUUUGAGGAUGACUUAAGCAGGGAGCGUGUAGAGCUGGAGAAUCUUAAAGGAGAACAUGCUCGAGUAUCGGAGGAGGCCAAGAAGGAGAAGUUGCUUCUCACCAACCAACUUGAAAUGGAGAAAAUGAAGGUGGAGCAGGAGAAGAAGAAAUGUUACCUUGCACAAGAGGCCCUCAAAGAAAAGGAGAGGAAGUCUCUAAGUCUGUCUGUGACUGAUGCUCCAGCAUCCUCCACUCCUUCACUGUCCCGUUCCAGUUCUGUCAGUGGGGCUGAGCAUGCCGGCUUACCUUCCUCCCUUUUCUCACAGCAGGAGGAUUCUCUCGACCAUUCUUUCAGCAGUAUGACCAUGUCUAUCAGUGGGACUAACCUAUAUGAGGCGGCUCGACUGGGUGGCGGAUCCAGUGUCAUUGAGAGCCUGCAGUCUCAGCUCAAACUCAGAGAGGGCGAGAUUGCCCAGCUGCAGAUGGAGAUUGCUAGUCUAGAGAGAAGCCGCACUGUCAUGGCAGAAGAACUUGUGCGACUGACCAAUCAGAAUGAAGAAAUGGAGAGUAAAGUGAAGGAAAUCCCUAGAAUGAAAGUGCAACUGAAGGAUCUAGAACAGAGGCACAACACAAUUCUGCAGAUGUAUGGAGAGAAGGCAGAGGAGGCAGAAGAGCUGCGUCUGGACCUACAGGAUGUGAAGAACAUGUACAAAACUCAAAUAGAUGAACUAUUAAAAAAUCAAAAAUAAUAGACUCUGCAAAUGGACUGGCACACACCGACUGUAAACAGAACUACACAUUUCAAGAGUGUUGGUAAUAAAAGACCAAUUAAUUUAAAUGUAUUUAAUUCUGAGAGAAGAGUUUGUUCAAGAUAUUUCAAGGAUCAGUGAUAUAGUGAUAUAAGUUAUUUAGUUAUUCCUCUCAUGGUUUGUUCAGUUUUAUUUGAAAUUAUAUAUAUAUAUAUAUAUAUAUAUAUAUAUAUAUAUAUAUAUAUAUAUAAAAUUAAUAAACAUGUUUGGUUUAAGAAACUUUAUUAUUAUCUAUUCGUGUAUGGCUGUUCAGGUAUGUUGGUUUCAUAACUCUUGAAUUUGCACAAUGAAGUGAGACUUUAUUAGUUCAGACUUUACACGAUUGAAUUAUAAUCGGAAUUAAUGACUGGCUAUAUUUUCUUCUGAUCUUCAUUCUCUGGACUGUGCAUCUUACUGGUAAGCAUUUGAUUUGCUGUUGGCUGUCUCUUUUCAUUGUAGACAAAUAAAUAUGCUUUCCAGUUAACUGUGGAGUACCACAAACCCUUAGUAGUCCAGUCGAGUUUUGCACUUGUUUUUAUCUCAUCUCACGCUGAUUGAGUUUUAGCGAGGAGGGAUGUGGGAGGAGAUGAUCUCUGUAAAUCAAAAAUUACAGUCAAGACUGCCUGAUGUCAGUUUUAUGCACACAUGUAAAUAAAGUAAGAGAUAUGUAU